GAAUAGUGCUGUGGUGUUUACACUAUGUCACUUUCUGGCACAUUUAGCAGCCUGUGUUUGUCGACCUCGCUGUGUUUUGCUACAAGCAGCAGAACGAACGCUGGAGAAAUGAAGAAGACAGUAACAGCAGAACGCUUGUCCUCACAGACAGGAAAGUCAGAGGACCUUUCUGCUCGGACCCACUGAACUGUCGAUGGCACGUGUUCUCUCCCUGUUCCGGCCUCAGCCUGUUUUGGCCCUCGUCGGCAGGAGAAUACGGCCGCUGUGCAGGAUGUCAAUGGACUCCCGGGCACGUGAAGUGUUUGCAGCUGCAGUGGAAGCUGUGCAGCCAGACACCGUGAUCCGGCAGAGUAUAGAGCGCAAGGACGACUCGCUCAUUAUUGAUGGUCACAAAUUCACACUCAAACAUAACCUGCACUUGGUAGGUUUUGGAAAAGCUGUUCUGGGAAUGGCUGCCGAGGCAGAGAAGAUUGUAGGCGAUCAUUUAGUUAAAGGCGUCAUAAGCGUCCCGCAUGGGAUUCAGCAGACAUUAAAGCAGCACGGGAAAGAACAUCUAUUGUUAAAAGAAAACAGCCGCAUCAAAGUAAUGGAGGGAGCUAAACAUAACCUGCCCGAUGCCGACGCCCAGAAUGCAGCUGAGGAGAUCAAGCGGUUAGCCAGUGAACUGACAGAGAAAGACCUGCUACUUGUACUUAUUUCAGGUGGAGGCUCUGCACUAUUACCUGCACCUAUUCCACCAAUCUCCUUGCAGGAGAAACUAGAUGUUACUCGCAAACUUGCAGCUGCUGGCGCCACUAUUCAAGAGUUGAACACUGUACGUCGUGCUCUUUCAUUCUUAAAGGGUGGAGGACUUGCACAUCAUGCUGACCCCGCGCAGGUGGUUGCACUGAUACUUUCCGAUGUGAUUGGGGACCCACUUGACUUGAUAGCUAGCGGCCCCACAGUGAGAAGUGAGGUCUGGCCUGAGGAAAUCUUGUCCAUCCUUGAACGUUACAAGCUGUUGAACUCAAUGCCGGCUUCAGUUAACGAUGUCCUUGGGAGGCCAGGUCCCAGAUGGAAAGAGAAUAAAGAUGAGUCAGAUACAUCAGGACGUGUUCUCAACGCUGUGAUUGGGUCUAACACUGUUGCACUGAAGUGUGCAGGUCGCCGUGCUCGAGAGCUUGGUUUCAGGCCUGUUGUGCUUUCACCGGGAGUCUGUGGUGAUGUAAGAUUGGUCUCUAAACUUUACGGCCUGCUGGCCCGUUUUGCCUAUUCUCUAGUGGAGCCUCCACCUGAGAUCGCUGUUGAGGUGCUGAAGCUGGGCCCUGAAGUAGGCGUGGAGAGCUGGGACCUCUGCCGUACCAUGCAGGUUUUAGAUGAAGGGCGCACAGAGGGAUGGGGUGCCACAUGUCUGUUAGCUGGAGGUGAGCCCACUGUGGAGCUCACAGGCAAAGGUCGAGGUGGCCGAAACCAGGAGCUUGCUCUGCGAAUGGGUCUGGAGCUGAAAGGCCUGGAGCUGCCGCCCAAUGGUCCCGUCUUCCUGAGUGGUGGUACUGAUGGUCAGGAUGGACCCACGGAGGCAGCAGGGGCCAUUACUGAUGGAGGGUUGUAUGAAGAAGCCCAAACACAAGGGCUGGACAUCGACAAGUUUCUUACCAACAAUGAUUCUUACACGUUUUUUUCCCGCCUUUCUGCUGGUCAGCGUUUACUUGUACCGGGCCUUACCUGCACAAACGUAAUGGAUGUGCACAUGCUUCUUAUUCCAGCAAUUCCCAUUAACAUAAGAUAAGGAGCCCUAGUGGUUAGAGAAGUGGACGUGGGACUGUAGGAAUGGGUUAAAUCGGAGAACAAACUUGUAUAUGUACUUGGCCAUUAAAGUUGAUUUACAUUUGAAUAAUUCCAAAGUUUAGUUUAGAUGUAAGAAACAACUAUGACCUGAGGAUUAACACAUUAACACAUUUAAUAAAUAUGAACGAGACUUACACAUCUAAGUAAUCUUUCAGUUUUGUUCUCCUUUGUUACUUAAAGGUAUCUCAAUUUUUGCGAUGAGUUUGUUGUAUGAGUUCAUCUGAAAUUAAACAAUUAUGUGAAUACACAGUGAUACACAGACUGAAAGAUGACUCAUACCAAUUUUAUAAAAGCACUUAUAUCCCCCCAUUUGACCUUCUUGUGUUUUAUUAUUUCAAAUUGUGAGUUAAACUACAAGGCUUGACACAUUAACAUAAAAAAUACAGUGGAUUUAUUUAUUUUUUUAAAUUAGCAAAUUUUUUUGGUAACAGCCUCAUGUGGAUAGAUUUAUUUCAGCUUUCCAUGAGAAAUAAUUUGUACGCAGUGUCUUCCUUAAUGGCAACCAUUGUGACUGUAAGGGUCAACCUCUUCACUGCCUUUGUGAACAUUCACUACCUCUCUUGUAUUCCGUCCUUAAUUGUACUGAUUGCAAAUCUCCAGACAGUGUUGUCAUAUUUACAGACAAACUGAUUAAACCACUUCUGUCCAUUUAACUUUUUUAGGUGUGUCACAGUGAAGUUUACUGUAGGUCAGUGUUAAAUAAAGACACAUGUGCAAAUGUU
Messenger RNA from Mugil cephalus (flathead mullet), 2549 nucleotides. RefSeq names its product glycerate kinase (gene glyctk). Gene Ontology annotation, biological process: protein phosphorylation. Lineage: Eukaryota; Metazoa; Chordata; Actinopteri; Mugiliformes; Mugilidae. Gene Ontology annotation, molecular function: glycerate kinase activity. Gene Ontology annotation, cellular component: cytoplasm. The record is from RefSeq and is a predicted model, not a curated record. The transcript has 5 exons. Bases 194 to 1768 code for a protein of 524 amino acids.